AUGGCUAGUGCCAGCGCACGGCGUUCGACGCUCGCGGCUAUAGAUGCAAACCAGAACAAUGGCCAAAUCGCAUCUGCGCUUCCUGUACCUUCCUCUGCAGUCAAGUCUGCAAAGACGCUCUCCAGCGGCUCCUUUCAACCCCGCGCUUCUAUGAUCCCGCAGCAAUCCAACCCGGUUCGUCAAGUCAGUGCCACAAACGCAAACAUUAGAGAUGCUCAGCACAGCUCGCAGCAUUCCGGUCCUGUCCAUCCGGCAUCUCAGAGCGGCCGUCGAGGUGAUUCGGGAAUGUACGCAGGCAGGCAGAGCGUCGCUUCUGCCGGUCGCCAGAGUGUUGCAGUAGCUGCAACACCAAAUUCGAGGAGGUCCAUGGUCGGAAGACUAUCUAUCGCUCCUGGUAACAUUGGUAACACAGGUGGAUCGGGAGUGAGGGAGACAAGGCCCAUCAAGGACAAGCAUUACAAGACGCGCAUGGGUCUUACCGUCAAAGAGCAUCUCGAACGCACCGGCUUCACAAUGGCUGGAUGGGACGCCAACAAGGGCGUUCAUGAGCCUACCCAAUCUGCCUUUGUCGGCAUGUUCAAACACAUCUAUGCCACCUGCAUCGACACCAACUUUGUCAUGGGCGUUGAUGGUAAGAAAUUUGAAGACGAGGUGCUCACCUUGAUGAAGGAGAUCAAGUAUCCCGCCGCCGAUGAGCUCAGCAAGACCAAGCUCACAGCUGCCGGAAGUCAGAGCCACUGGCCGUACUGCCUAGCAAUGCUCGAAUGGAUGGUCAACUUGGGCAACCAGGCAGAGACCAUCGGCACUGGGCCCAGAUCACGUCCUGAUGAGAUCGAGGACCUUCAGUCUCUCUUCUUCCCUUACCUCUGGGACUGCUACGACCGCUUUUGGCAGAACGAAGACACUUACCCCGAAGAACAUGCCAAACUCGGAGUUCGCUUCGAGGACAAGAAUGCUGCGAUAGAGCUCGAACUCAAAGAACUCCAACAAGAGCAUCGCAAGCUCGAAUCCGAGCUGGCCGACUAUCUCAACAACGAUUCGCCGCUCAAGAUUGAACGCAGCGAAAAUGACAUGCUCACCAAGGACAUUUCCAAGUUCCACAAGUACUACGACGAUGUUCUCGUUCCCAAGCUCGACAAGACCAAGAAGGCCAUCGAGAGGCUCAUCAAGGAAAUCGCUCUUGCUGAAAAGGAGAUUGACGACAAAACCAAACGCAGAGUCGACUUGCAAGAACAGGUCAAUGCGCAGGAAAUGUCUGCAGAAGAGUACGAAAGGAUGCUGGCCGAGAGAAACCGUCUGACCAAGCGUCUCGAAGUGCUCGGCGAGCAGAACAAGAAGGCCGCCGGCGAUGGAUGGUCCCUCGAGAUUGCCAUCGCAAAGAAGCAAGCCGAUACCGAAGACCGAAUCUCCAAGUUCAACCCCCUGGCGCGCUCCAUAUCGCUGCUACCUUACAGGCUGGCAUCUGGAAGCGUGAUCGAGGAGCUCGAACUGACUCCUUCCAAUCCGUCCACCAUGUUGCAAGCCGGUGUCGAUAUCAAGGGCUCCUUCCGUCGCCAAAUUGAAACGUUGCGGUCCCAGGAGGCCGACAAGUACCGCCAUGCAUCUAAGAAGCGACUCGCGAUGCAGGAAGAGUAUGAAAAGCUGCAGGAGACGCUUUCCGAACAAGAAACACAGCUUGCCUCUGAUCGCGAGCGUUGCGAAGCGUUGUCCAGACAAGCAGCCGAAUACGAAAAGAGCUGCAAGACGGUGCAAGAGCGAUACAAGGCCGACGAGGGCAAGCUGGAAAAGUCGACCUACGAGACCGAAGCCUCCGGCAGCGUGCAUCUGCAGCAAGCCGAAUCAAGACUGACCAGUCUUCAACUCACCGCCGAACACAAAGAAGACGAGUGGAAUCAGCAACGAUCGCGAAUGGACGAGGACAUGCUCAACUUUGUCGUGCUUCUUAGCAAGAUGAAGGGCGAUGUGACUGGUCAACUGCGCGAAAUUCAAGCUGCCGUCGCUCUUAAGAGCCGUGACGAUUGA
Mycosarcoma maydis (corn smut) is the source of this 2022-nucleotide messenger RNA. RefSeq lists its product as uncharacterized. Gene Ontology annotation, cellular component: Ndc80 complex. Gene Ontology annotation, biological process: attachment of mitotic spindle microtubules to kinetochore. NCBI's taxonomy places the organism in Eukaryota, Fungi, Basidiomycota, Ustilaginomycetes, Ustilaginales. The transcript has 3 exons. The coding region runs from base 1 to 2022 and encodes 673 amino acids. The record is from RefSeq and is a predicted model, not a curated record.